Molecule: messenger RNA, 3966 nt
Organism: Mesocricetus auratus (golden hamster)
Lineage: Eukaryota; Metazoa; Chordata; Mammalia; Rodentia; Cricetidae
Gene: Nmrk1
Product: nicotinamide riboside kinase 1
Exons: 10
Coding region: 598-1185 (195 amino acids)
Cellular component (GO): cytoplasm
Source: RefSeq, a predicted model, not a curated record
CAGGCCUUGCUUGGUGAGGACCAAGAAAGCGCGUAGAGGGCUGCGCAGUCCGAGGCAGUGGUUCCCUUGAGACCCUCGUGUGACCUGUUCCGCGGCCCUGCUGGGGAGGACUCGAACCCACUUCGAUUUGUGGUGGAGUUCCUGCUGAUUCCUCAUGUGCCCCUGGGAAUCUUUCUGUACUUUAGAAUUCAAAGGAAGCCAUGUUCAGAAGUGGAAUAGAAAAAUGUAAACAUGAGCCAACUGUGAAGAAGAUUCAACAUUUCAAGGAGAGUAAACCAAAAGUAUUUUUAAAAAUUCUGCAAAUGAGCCAGACUUGGUGAUACAUGCCUAUGAUCCCAGGUAGCCUUGCCACGGAAGCAGCCUUGACUAUAGCAGGUUCCUGACCAGAAGACCUACAUAGUGAGAGUCUGUUGCAAAAUGAUAUUAAUAAUAAAUAAUUUGAAAAAAUAUAAGGGACUCAGUAAAGGCUUGCUCCUGUCUCAGGCUGUUCUCCCUGCUCCUCGAGAAAAGGGUCUUGGCUGCUGCGGAAAAGAAACUGCAUAAAUACUACAGGAGAUUCAAGAAAAUAUUAAGAAGACGUGAUUUCCAAGGCCAAUUAUGAAAACAUUUGUCAUUGGAAUUGGCGGCGUGACAAAUGGUGGGAAGACAACUCUGGCUAAGAACUUGCAGAAACACCUUCCCAAUUGCAGCAUAAUAUCUCAGGAUGACUUCUUCAAGCCGGAGUCUGAGAUAGACAUAGAUGAAAAUGGAUUUUUGCAGUAUGAUGUGCUUGAAGCUCUUAACAUGGACAAAAUGAUGUCAGCCAUUUCACGUUGGAUGGAAAACCCAGGGCACUCUGCAGGACCGGCAGCCUUGGAAAGUGCUCAGAGGGUUCCCAUUUUAAUUAUCGAAGGUUUCCUUCUCUUUAAUUAUAAACCACUGGACACCAUAUGGAACAGAAGUUACUUCCUGACCGUUCCAUAUGAAGAAUGUAAGAGGAGGCGGAGUACAAGGGUAUAUGAGCCUCCUGACCCUCCAGGGUACUUUGAUGGUCACGUGUGGCCCAUGUACCUAAAGCACAGACAAGAAAUGAACACCAUCACCUGGGAGAUUGUUUACCUAGAUGGAACAAGAUCUGAAGAAGAUCUCCUUUCUCAAGUAUAUGAAGAUGUCAAGCAAGAAUUAGAGAAGCAAACAGGUUUGUGAGUAACAGCCCAACGAUGGAAUGCAGCAAGUCCUCCUGUGAUGGAUUAAGAAACUUAAGGACAGAAAAACCCUGUCUUGGAAAAAAACAAACAUGGAGGGAUGUGCUGAAGAACAUUAACCAGGAUACAGUGUGUCCUGCAGGACAGUGACAGCUCUUCUAUGUCUUUGUUCAUUUCUGUCACACUUUUCACAAUGUGUAGAGCAGUGUGUGCCGAUGCUGUUGGACAGGAACCUCUUAUGAAUGCAAGAUGGCUUGCUCCCAUUCUGCAGAAGGCACAGCACAGUGUACUCACAAAGGGUCAGUUCCUCUAUAAGAAUGGAAGUCAUACUUCCUGACUAGGACCUAGCAUAGGAAAAAGAUUGCUGUCUAGUCCGACAAUGAGUAUUGUGCUGUGUGUGUUUCUGCAUUUGUGCGUGUAGUUGUGUCUCCACGUUAUUGGGCAUAUUUAUGUUGUAUUCCCACACUCAAACUCUAUGCAUGUUUUCUUCUGUUUUCAUUGUGUUUGUAUUGAUUAUAAUAUUUAAUUUGAUAAAUGUUGUCUUCAAUCACAAGGCAAUGUUCCCCACCUGCGGACAGCAGAAUUAUCCAAAAUAAGGGUCUCACUUCGACAGGGUCAGCAGUCACUGCAGCAUCUGGAGACUUUGUGCUUUGCAGUAGUGGGUUUUCUUCUGCUUGUCCAAUACCAGUGUGUCUCUAUGAUGAGAUUUCUUUUAUCCAUAGAAGGAUUUGGUAUAUGUUACUUGGUUUUCUGAAACCAACACUCUGAAUUACAAAAUCCUCAGUCACAUGUAAAACCAGGGCCUUUCUUUGAAAGGCACGGGCAGUGAAUGGGAAUUGUGUAAUUUCUUUGUUGUUGUUGUUGUUUGUUUGUUUUGUUUUUUGUUGUUGUUGUUGUUGUUGUUGUUGUUUUUCGAGACGAGGUUUCUCUGUAUUGUUUUGGAGGUUGUCCUGGAACUCACUCUGUAGACCAGGCUGGCCUCGAACUCACAGAGAUCCGCCUGCCUCUGCCUCCCAAGUGCUUGGAGGAAUUGUGUAAUUUCUUAAUGCCUCUUUCAAUGCUGGGAUUAAAAUUAUGAAUACAUGUAGAGCAGUCUUAAUUCAAAUAUGAAAUUUGUUUUUUAAUAAUGAAAUAGAUUGUCCACAAUCUUCUCAAUUCUACACACACACAUAUAUAAAUAUAUAUAUAGUUAUAUUGGCUCAUCCUGUCAGUUGUCAUUAUUUCUUUAUUUCUAACAUUCAUUGAUAAUUAAUGAGUGUUUUUGGUUGUAUACAAUACAAAAAGUACAAAACGUAAACAAAGCCAAAGCCUAGGCUCAAAUUAGCAGCUACUACAUAUUUUUGGUCAAGCUGUUUAAGGUUCUGAUUUUAAUUAUCCUUGAUUAAGAAGUAAGUUUCAAAGUUCCCCCUGUGGCCUUCAAGGCCCUCUCUGAUCUAGCUUUCUUGCCCUCAAUUCCUGUCAGAACUGGACCAUACAGUCACUCCUUACUGCCGGGGGGCUGGGAAGAGAAUGCCAUAAUGAUAAGUUCAUGCCAGUCUUGAUUCAUUCGUUACCUUGGAACAUUGCCACAGGGCAGAGCAAGGAUAUUUUAGCAAGAAAGGAUGGUGAAAUAGGCACUGAAAACAUAUGCCACAACUUCUCCCUAGUCAAGAUCCUGUCAAAAUUGAGUAGUUAUCAUUUGUAUUGUUAUUAUCAUAGUAGAUUUUGUUGUUUUUAGGUUGAAAACAUAAUAUAUAUUUUUGUUUGAUUUUGAGACAUCUCUGUGAGUUCAAAGCCAGCCUGUCUACAGAUCAAAUUCCAGGACAGGCUUCUCCAAAGCAAUACAGAGAAACCCUGUCUCAAAAAGCCAAGAGAGAGAGAGAGAGAGAGAGAGAGAGAGAGAGAGAGAGAGAGAGAGAGAGAGAACUUCUGAGAUGCCCCUGACCAAAGUAUGAUAGAGAAUCAUUAUUCUUAACUUUUGCUCUGUUUCAGCAUUGAAGACUUAUGCAGAGAAGGGUUGCCUUGUGGGGGAAUGUGUGAGGGAACUGAACAACAGCCAUUAAAAAUGGAAACAUUGUACCAAAUUUUGGAAAAAAAAAAACUAUCAUCGCCAGGCGGUGGUGGCCCAAGCGCGAGAGGCAGGCGGAUCUCUGUGAGUUCGAGGCCGGGCUGGACCGAUAGCUUCCAAAACAAUACAAAGAAACCCUGUCUCGAAAAACCAAAAAAAAAAAAAAACCCUAUCAUCUUUUGCUUACUAUUAUCAGUAAGAAAUUAGUCAGGAAUUAAAAAAAAUAAUUCUAGUGUUUGGUUUCUGUAUGUAUGUUUCAUAUUACAGUUGCCCUUUACCAGUUGGUGAUCUUUCUGAAUCCAGAAAGAUACAUGAAGCAAGUGUCUGCUCUUUGUACUGACAAGGAACAAGUCUGCUAAAAUCUCUCUUUCUCAAUUCCCUUAGUAUAUGCUGCCUGAAGACUUGUACUUGUAUCAAACAUGGCAGAAGAUGGGAAAGACAUGACUGGGGCUGGAGAUACAUUCAGCUCAGCUGCUAAAGGCUAAGGCUCCCAAUUGGCAGUACUUGCCACAUGAGCAUGAGGACCUGAGUUUGGAUUCCCAGUACUCGCUUGGAAAAACCCUGCUGCAGCGGCACUUGCCUGCAUUCUGAGGGCUGGAGAGGCAGAGACAAAAGGAUCAAUGCCUAGGAGUCAUUGGUCUGGCGCUCUAACUGAAUUGAUGAGCUGGGUGCAGUGAGAGAUCCUGUCUCAAAAAAUAAGGUGGAAAGCAAUAAAGGAAGAUUCCCAAUGUCAAA